Messenger RNA from Drosophila sulfurigaster albostrigata, 755 nucleotides. RefSeq lists its product as uncharacterized. The coding region runs from base 25 to 648 and encodes 207 amino acids. The transcript has a single exon. NCBI's taxonomy places the organism in Eukaryota, Metazoa, Arthropoda, Insecta, Diptera, Drosophilidae. The record is from RefSeq and is a predicted model, not a curated record.
AGUUGUGGGCUGUCUGCACCGAAAAUGCAACGAUUGAUGGCGUUGUCUUGGCCAUGGAUCAGUAACAAAAUGAUCGACGCGUUGACGACACGACAACGCCAACGAUGCGCUGUAAUCGUAAUCCUAAUGCUAAUGGCACUAGGAUCUAUUGCAUCAGCGAGAGCAGCAACGAAGGAAGCCAACUGGCCUGAGCCACUGCACCAAUAUGGCUGGGAUACCAAGGAGCUGAAGAACAAGGUGCAGCAUGGCGAUGUCACCACUUUUGAGCUGGGCACACCCAACUAUCAGAUCCUCAAUCCCGAAGAUGAGCCGGAGUUCAUCACCGAGGAUCAGCCGCAUUAUCGCGAGAUGCUGCGACGCUUGACCAGCUCUUCGAAUGGCACCGAUACCAUCGACAUGGCCAUGCCGGGUGUCGUCUCCAGUGUCAGCGCCAGUGCCGCAGCUGGUGAGGAUUUACCUCGCCGUCCCAAGUGGGAGAAGCUAAGGAAACGCAGCAGCAAUCCCGAUGCACCCAAGCACAUUGAACAGCAGCAGCAGCCAGAACUCGAGAUGGAAGCUGCGUCCCUCGACAAGCGAAGCAUUCAACCCAAGGUUCAGAUCUACGCUGGCGCCAGACCGUUUCAGACUCGUAUCGCCAAUCUAAGUUAAGAGUCAUCUUAAUAUUUAUAUUUAUAGUUUAUACUAAGUUUAUUCUUGGUUGAUCUUGACCCUUGAAUCAAUUAAACUUCAGCUUCAAGUCUUUUAAAAUUUCACAA